Messenger RNA from Zingiber officinale, 3032 nucleotides. RefSeq names its product protein RDM16-like. Gene Ontology annotation, cellular component: U4/U6 x U5 tri-snRNP complex. NCBI's taxonomy places the organism in Eukaryota, Viridiplantae, Streptophyta, Magnoliopsida, Zingiberales, Zingiberaceae. Bases 100 to 2793 code for a protein of 897 amino acids. The record is from RefSeq and is a predicted model, not a curated record. Gene Ontology annotation, biological process: mRNA splicing, via spliceosome. The transcript has 6 exons.
CUCUCCAACAUCCUGACUCCGAGCGCUUUAAAUCAUAACGGGUUGCGACGAUAGGGCCUCUGUUUUCCCCAAUCCCCUCGAAGGCGAAACCCUAAUUCCAUGGAGAAGAUCUCCGAGCGAGAUCGAUCAAGUCGCAAAUCCUCGCACGAUCACGAUAGCAACCGCGAUCGAGACUCCGGGAUCUCCCACCGCAAUCGCGACAGGGAUCGGGACCGCGACCACAAGCAACGCCAUCGCGAACACCACCAUCGAAGCAGCAAAAACUCAGACGAGAAGCGCCACAGCGACGAUGACCGUCGUCAUGGCUCUAGGGAGAUUACACCUUCCGAUGCUGAUGAAGAACGCGAUCGACGCCGCGAGCGCUCGUCGAGUCGGGCGCGCAACUCGGUGGACUGCGAAUUAACUGAAGAGCCGCGUCACCAUUACUCGAACAAAAGGAAGGAGCACCGGGACGAAGAGGCUGUUGAGAAGAAUGGAAAGAGAACUAAGGUUUCGGAGGGUGAGAGGGACGGCAGAAAGGAAAGGCGUUGUUUUGAAGACCGAGCUGCUGAUGGUCUGAACGGGGAUCACAAGGAGGAGAAGCGCGACGAUAAAUCCUCAAGGAGUAGGAAGAGGGAACAGAAGUACAAGAUCAGGGACGACGAAAGAGACAAUGAGAGAGUGAAAGAUGAUAUUUUGAGUGAUGGGGAUGAUAAAAAGAAACCACGAAAGGAGGGGAGAAAAUUUACCGAUACUAUGAAGGUUGAGAAGAUGGAAGUGGAUCAUGGCGAUGGAUUAGGUCACCAUAAAGAGGUCAAGGAUGAGCACAAGUCUAAAGAUAGAUUGAAGGAAGGAAAUCUGGAGAGUGCCUUGGAGGCUGCUGUUCACGGAUCACCCUCUUUGGCUUCAACAAUGGUUUCUACAAAUUUUGGUGUACCUCAUCAUUCUGUGCCCACCAAGGUAUCUUCAUUUAAUACCUCCAAUGAAAAUGAGGGAGUUAGUAUUAGAUCUGAUGAGGUUCCUGGAAAAUCCAGUACAGAUGGCACAGCAACUUCAGUUACUGUCAAAAGGGGCAGCUUGUCUCUUGAUGCUUUAGCAAAAGCUAAAAGAGCUCUACAGAUGCAGAAGGAGUUGUCAGAGAAGCUCAAGAAGAUUCCUGUGUUAAACAAGUCUGUUAGCUCAAGCACUGAUAAUAAACAAGUAUCAUCUGUAUCAAGUGCAUCCCAACCUGAUCACUUUGGUUCUUUGGCUUCUGCCUCAGCAAACCACAUUCAGGCAACAUCAAGUGCCCCUACGGUUGCAGUAUCAGGAAAUUUAUCAGCUGUUGGAAGUGCUGGUGUCCUUCCGGGGUUGUCAAACAUGCGCAACAUCGAAGCAGUAAAGCGUGCACAGGAACUUGCUGCAAAAAUGGGUUUCCAUCAGGAUCCCGAAUUUGCCCCACUUAUUAAUAUGUUCCCUGGACAGUUAUCAGUUGACUUGGCGGUAUCUCAGAAACCUUCCAAGGCUCCUGUAUUGCGCUUAGAUGCACAGGGUAGAGAAAUUGAUGAACAUGGAAAUGUUGUAAACAUACCUAAGCUCACAAAUCUUAGCACCCUUAAGGUUAAUAUUAACAAGCAGAAAAAAGAGGCAUUCCAAAUAAUAAAGCCGGACUUAGAUGCCAUUGCAGCAACAAAUGCUCAUUUUGAUGACCAAAUGGGAAUAAAUAAAACUAAGUUAUUAAGGCCUAAAAGAAUGACAUUUCAGUUUGUUGAGGAGGGCAAAUGGUCAAAGCAGGCAGAGAUCGUGAAAUUUAAGAGUCAAUUUGGAGAAGCACAAGCUAAAGAGUUAAGGAUGAAGCAGACUCAACUGGAGAAAGCAAAGGCGGAGCCAGAGAUUAAUCCAAACUUAAUAGCAGUAGGAGUGAGGAUCAAGAAGGAAAAGUUGAAGGAUGCAAUACCUGAGUUCGAGUGGUGGGACAAACCGCUACUACCUGGAGGAACCUAUGAUGAUGAUGUGGGACAGAAGCUUAAUAUGGAUAAAAUUACGAUUUAUGUGGAGCACCCACGACCAAUUGAACCUCCUGCAGAGUCAGCUCCUCCUCCACCACAGCCUCUCAAGCUAACAAAGAAAGAGCAAAAGAAACUUAGGACCCAGAGGCGUCUAGCAAAGGAGAGAGAUAGGCAAGAGAUGGUUAGACAAGGCCUCUUAGAGCCCCCUAAGCCAAAGGUUAAGAUGAGUAACCUGAUGAAAGUUCUUGGUUCUGAAGCAACUCAAGACCCAACAAAACUUGAAAUGGAAAUUCGUAGUGCUGCUGCUGAGCGUGAACAAGCUCAUGUUGAUAGAAACAUUGCUCGCAAACUCACCCCUGCUGAACGGCGUGAAAAGAAAGAGAAGAAGCUUUUUGAGGAUCCAAGUUCACUUGAGACUUUUGUUUCUGUUUACAAGAUGAAAGACCUCUCGCAUCCACAAACACGUUUCAAAGUCGAUGUGAAUGCGCAGGAGAAUAGGUUGACAGGUUGUGCUGUGAUAUCAGAUGGAAUUAGUGUUGUGGUUGUGGAAGGAGGCAAAAAACCAAUAAAAAGGUACGGGAAGCUGAUGCUGAGACGCAUCAACUGGGCUGCUGCAGUGGGCAACGGGGAAGAGGGUUCUGAAGAUGCAGGUGCUCCUUCCAACAGUUGUGCUUUGGUUUGGCAGGGUACUGCUGCUAAACCCAGCUUCAACAGGUUUCUUGUCCAUCAAUGCAGAAGUGAAGCUGCUGCUAGGAAGAUAUUUCUCGAUGCUGGAGUUCCACAUUACUGGGAUCUGGCCUUCAAUUUUUCUGAGGAACUACUGUAAGCAACAUUACGUGGCAAAAUAUUUGAUCACUUGUCAAAUUAUCCAGUAUCAUGUUAUCUGUGUAACUGUCUGUAUGAAAUUGCAGAACACUAGCCAUCUCCCAGACUAUUUUUACGCUCGUCUUUUUGUAUGUCUCUUUGUUCCUCCCAUGGAUGUACACUAGCCAUCUCUCAGGCUUAUUUUGUACGCAAAAGUUGGUUUUUGAUAAAUGUACGAUGCCUCGAUAUUUUACUCUUGCA